Gopherus flavomarginatus (Mexican gopher tortoise) is the source of this 2863-nucleotide messenger RNA. It is a transcript of the gene TFIP11, whose product is annotated as tuftelin interacting protein 11. NCBI's taxonomy places the organism in Eukaryota, Metazoa, Chordata, Testudines, Testudinidae. Gene Ontology annotation, biological process: spliceosomal complex disassembly. The transcript is spliced from 13 exons. The coding region runs from base 125 to 2608 and encodes 827 amino acids. Gene Ontology annotation, molecular function: nucleic acid binding. The record is from RefSeq and is a predicted model, not a curated record. Gene Ontology annotation, cellular component: U2-type post-mRNA release spliceosomal complex.
CAGCGCUGGUCGCCUUCGCGCCGCGGAGCCGAGUGCUGGCGGGAAGCCGGAGUCCCGAGGCCCGUGUGACCGCAGGCGGAGCCCGCUCUGCCGGCGCGGUGAGCGGCCGGCACUCGGGCCCAUCAUGUCGAUGUCCCAUCUCUAUGGCAAAGAUGAUGAUGGUGAUGUGGAGAUGGAGAAAUUUGAAAUCACGGACUGGGACCUGCAGAACGAGUUCAACCCCAACCGCCAGCGCCACUGGCAGACCAAGGAGGAGGCCACCUAUGGCGUGUGGGCCGAGCAUGACUCGGACGACGAGAGGCCCAGCUUUGGAGGCAAACGCUCUCGGGACUACUCAGCCCCUGUUAAUUUCAUCAGUGCGGGACUAAGAAAAGCUGCAGCUGAGGAAGUGAUAGAAGAAGAUUCAGAUGAGGAUGAGAAGCCCAUUAAGCAGGAAGAAUUCCCUAAAGAGUUUGUACCAAAGAAAUUAAAAACAGGUGGUAAUUUCAAACCCAGCCAGAAAGGAUUUAUAGGAGGGACCAAAUCUUUCAUGGACUUCGGCAGCUGGGAGAGACACACCAAGGGAAUAGGGCAGAAGCUUCUUCAGAAAAUGGGUUAUGUCCCUGGCAGAGGGCUUGGAAAGAAUGCUCAAGGUAUCAUCAAUCCGAUUGAGGCCAAGCAAAGGAAAGGCAAAGGGGCCUUGGGAGCAUAUGGCUCUGAACGAACCAGUCAGUCCUUGCAGGACUUCCCUGUUGUUGACUCCGAGGAAGAGGCUGAAGAGGAAUUUCAGAAAGAGCUCAGUCAGUGGAGGAAGGAUCCUAAUGGAGGCAAGAAAAAACCCAAAUACGCCUACAAGACAGUAGAAGAAUUGAAGGCCAAAGGCAGGCUUGGCAAGCAGCUCACAACUCCUCAAAAGGAACUAUCCCAAGUUAAGGUUAUAGACAUGACUGGCCGGGAACAAAGGGUUUAUUACAGUUACAGUCAAAUCAGCCAUAAGCACAAUAUCCCAGAUGACAAUCCUCAGCAGCCACUGGGCAAAGACUCCAAGCCCCAAGCAUUUGCCUUGCCAGAACUGGAGCACAACCUGCAACUUCUCAUCGAUAUCACAGAGCAGGAGAUCAUCCAGAAUGACCGGCAGCUGCAGUAUGAGAGAGACAUGGUUGUCAACCUGACCCAUGAGAUACAGAAGAUGUCUGAAGUCCUCUCGCAUGAGGAGACAGCAAUUAGCAACCUCAGCAAGGUCCUGGAAUUGGUGGAGGAAUGCGAGAGGCGAAUGCAGCCUAACUGUGACAAUCCACUUACCUUGGAUGAAUGUGCAAAGAUUUUUGAGACCCUCCAAGAUAAGUAUUAUGAGGAAUACAGGAUGUCCGAUAGAGUGGACCUGGCAGUAGCUAUCGUCUUUCCUCUCAUGAAAGAUUACUUCAAGAACUGGGAUCCCCUCAAGGACUGUAUGUAUGGCACAGAAAUUAUAGCCAAGUGGAAAAGGCUUUUAGAAAAUGAUCAGUUGUUAUCGCAUAGUGGGCAGGAUCUAGCAACGGAUGCUUUUCACAGGCUUAUGUGGGAAAUGUGGAUGCCGUAUGUAAGAAACAUAAUAACACAGUGGCAGCCGAGAAACUGUGGACCAAUGGUAGAUUUCUUGGACAGCUGGGUGCAUGUUAUUCCUGUUUGGAUAUUGGAUAAUAUUCUGGAUCAGCUUAUCUUCCCCAAACUACAGAAGGAGGUUGAAAACUGGAACCCUCUGACAGACACUGUCCCAAUCCACUCUUGGAUUCACCCCUGGCUUCCACUGAUGCAGUCUCGAUUAGAGCCAUUAUAUUCUCCAAUCCGAAACAAGUUGGCAAAUGCACUGCAGAAAUGGCACCCCAGUGACUCCUCAGCCAAACUGAUCCUUCAGCCCUGGAAAGAAGUGUUUACACCAGGAUCUUGGGAGGCUUUCAUGGUCAAAAACAUUGUGCCUAAACUCGGGAUGUGUCUCAAUGAGCUCGUCAUCAACCCGCACCAGCAGCAUAUGGAUGCGUUUUACUGGGUGAUCGACUGGGAGGGGAUGGUCUCUGUGUCCAGCCUUGUUGGAAUUCUGGAGAAACACUUCUUCCCCAAAUGGUUGCAGGUGCUGUGCUCCUGGCUAAGUAACAGCCCCAAUUAUGAAGAGAUCACCAAGUGGUACCUUGGUUGGAAGUCUAUGUUCUCAGACCAGGUGUUAGCACAUCCUUCGAUUAAGGACAAAUUUAAUGAAGCUCUUGAUAUCAUGAACCGGGCUGUCUCUUCCAAUGUCGGUGGCUACAUGCAACCAGGUGCUCGGGAAAACAUUGCCUAUCUCACUCACACAGAGCGGAGGAAAGACUUCCAGUACGAAGCUAUGCAGGAGCGGCGAGAGGCUGAGAACAUGGCCCAACGGGGCAUAGGCAUGGCUGCUAGCUCUGUGCCAAUGAAUUUUAAAGACCUCAUUCAAACAAAAGCAGAAGAACACAAUAUCGUCUUCAUGCCUGUGAUCGGGAAGCGGCAUGAAGGAAAACAAUUGUACACAUUUGGACGAAUUGUGAUUUACAUUGACAGGGGCGUUGUGUUUGUACAAGGAGAAAAGACAUGGGUGCCAACUUCUCUUCAGAGUCUCAUUGAUAUGGCUAAAUAAGGAUCUUCCUCUGUGCCAGGAGCGUUGUACAUAGAAAGUACUGUCAGGAUUCACAUGCUAACAGCUGUUUAGUGUGACUGUCUAACAAUAAAGAGGUGACUUGACUUUGUAGAUCUGAUGGAUUUUUCAGUUCCUUUGUAAGAUAUUUUUUUUAACAGUGCUGUUCAGACAGCACACGUUGGUAAAGAUAGCAUUUAAAAGGUGCUGUUGAGAGAGAUACAAACAGUUGUCACACUUUAAACUAGAUUAGCAAGC